CGUCACACGAAUGUAUCAACACCACAAAAAGAUAAUUCUGUGUACGGUAUAGGCAAUUCUUGACAUUUUUGUCCCACUAUGAAUUAUGUUGUUAGACCUAUCCCGUUGUCUGACAUACAGGAAGCCAGAGAGUACAUGAAAGGAAAGCUAAAACCAACACCGCUAGUCGGACUCUUGGACCAUAACAGUAUCUUUUUAAAGUUAGAAAAUUUACAGCCAUGUGGUUCAUUCAAACUACGAGGUGCAUUAAAUGCAAUUAGAAAGAUACCAAUAGAAACUUUAGAACUUGGGGUUUGCACUGCUAGUUCUGGUAAUUUUGCUCAAAGCUUGGCUUUGAUUGCAAAUAAUAUGGAUAUGCGAUGUAAUGUUCUAGUACCAAGUCACAGUCCUAUGAACCAAUUGUUAUCAAUUGAGGAACUUGGAGGAAUGAUAACAAAAGUUGGGCUCGAUGAAUGGUGGGAAUCAAUUGAGACACAUAGCUAUGAAGGAAUGCGGGGAACCUUUGUUCAUUCUGUCUGUGAACCUGAUGUUGUAGCAGGUGUUGGUACAAUAGGUUUGGAGAUAGUGGAUUGUAUACCUGAAGUCAGUAACAUUAUAGUUCCCUAUGGAGGAGGAGGUCUGAUUUGUGGCAUAGCUAUAGCUGCUAAAGCACACAAUCCAAACAUUAAAAUUUAUGCAUGUGAAGUGGAGACAGCAUGUCCGUUGAAAGCGGCAUUACAAGCUGGGGAACCAGUCAAAUUCCCUUAUCAGGUCAGUUUUGUAGAUGGUAUUGGAGUAAAAUCCAUUCUCCCUGAAAUGUGGCCUCUGGUGAAAAGUCUAGUGACAGACUCGAUAGUUGUAAGUCUACAGGAAGUGGCUGAUGCAGUAAGGCUUCUGAGUGAUAAAAACCAUGUAAGGGCAGAUGGAGCAGGUGCUGCUUCCGUAGCUGCAGCCAUGAAAGGUGUUGUGGGAGAGGGGAAAACAGUAUGUAUAAUUUCAGGUGGAAAUAUAGAUACAGAUAUAUUAUACAGUGCUUACAAGGCAAGAUUCCAGCGCAAUGACACACUGCCGAAGUAUUUAAUAAUAUAGAGUAGAACUUGUGUAUCAUUAAUUGAUUAUGAUAUAACCAUUAGAAACAUAUAUUCGUUCUUACUAAUACGUUAGGAGCUAUAUGGAUGAUUGCAAGCCUGCUAGUACAGCCAAACUAAGAUUUAACCUCAAACUAAUUGGAACAGAAAAUGUUUGAGUUCUAAUCAAUAGCAUUAUGACCUUUCACACAGAAAAAAGUCCAUAAAAUCUGACUUGAGGAAAACUCAAAAUCAGCUUUUUUAAUUUCCUAUGGAAAUUAACAUUGGGAUGGGAGAUAACUCUUACAAAAAUGAGUCUUUUUUUGGGUCAGUUUUUUUGUUGUUUUUCUUGAAAUUUAUGUCAAGUAUGAUACUUUGAUGGGGUUGUAAGUUUGUAUUUGACAAAAUUAUAUAAUCUUCUACUCAUGAAAUGUGCAAAACCGAAGUGUUAUGGGAAGUUUAUUUUUUUCGAGCAUGUUUCCUCCAAAAAUUUGCAAAUUUGAAGCUUUGUAACCAUUUUGAAAAAAUAAUGUGAAAAUUUGGUAUUGUUUAUAGUUGAAUAUUAUAUUUUUUCAGCAACUUACUUAUCUUAAGAAACUUUAAACCACAAAAAGAAGAUUACAUGCUAACAUGUUUAACCCCGCCACAUUAUUUAUGUAUGUGCCUGUCCCAAGUCAGGAGCCUGUAAUUCAGUGGUUGUCGUUUGUUUAUGUGUUACAUGUUUGUUUUUCGUUCUUUUUUUUUACAUAAAUAAGGCCGUUGGUUUUUCGUUUGAAUUGUUUUACAUUGUCUUAUGGGGGCCUUUUAUAGCUGACUAUGCGGUAUGGGCUUUGCUCAUUGUUGAAGGCCGUACGAAGACCUAUAGUUGUUAAUGUUUGUGUCAUUAUGGUCUUUUGUGGAUAGUUGUCUCAUUGGCAAUCAUACCACAUUUUCUUUUUUAUAUUAAUUAUUUUUAAUUAAAUUUGAGUUUCUUUACCUUGACAUGUUGAAAAUUUCAAUAAACGGUCAACUAAUGAUUUACGAAAUCUAGAUUAUAGCUUGAUAAAAUAUAUGAAAAUACCGUUAGAGUUGAUUGUUAUACUCUAAAGACCGCUAAAAAACAAUGGAUCAAUACAUUCUGAUGAAUAUUAUAGAAGCGGUAAAGUUAUAAUUUUGUAUCAAUUUUUAUUGAUAGUUCUGCCUUUUUUGCAGUUAUGGCUCUUUUCAAUGCAAAUCUCAAUAGGUAUUUUAAAUGGUGAUUUUUUUAGUCUUCCUCAAGUUAGAUGUUAUGGGACAUUUUGUCUGUGUUUAUUUGGGGUAUAAUGCUAAAGAUUUAAACUUAAAAAUCUUCUGUUGCAAUUACUUUCGGGUCAGGGUACAAUUUAUGCUAGAUUGACUGGACUAUGCGACUUCUGUCCUUAUCGUGAAUGUGAUUCGGCGGCGGCGCUAAUUAAUUUAAUUUUUAAUUUUUUUACAAUCUAUUAGUUGGAAGACCUCGAUACUUUGUCAUACGAGUGAGAGGUUUAUGUAGCUAAAACAAGGUUCAAUUAGAAAAUGUCGGUACCAAGUUAUGAAUAUCAUAGUUGUAUAGUUCAUGUGUUUGUGCUUUUAAUUUUGCCAUUUAAUAAGCGACUUUCCGUUUUGUAUUUGUAAUUUUACUUUUUACUUGUUAAUUUUUUGUAUUUCUUCAUGUUUUAUGUCUGAAAUAGCAAGUAGGGGAGUCAGAAUGAAAUUACAUUGUAAAGAAAUUUUGUUCAUAAAUAUAAGUAUCAAGAGUAAGUAGUAUUGUAAAUG
Mytilus trossulus (common blue mussel) is the source of this 2819-nucleotide messenger RNA. RefSeq names its product L-threonine ammonia-lyase-like. The record is from RefSeq and is a predicted model, not a curated record. Gene Ontology annotation, molecular function: L-serine ammonia-lyase activity; threonine deaminase activity. NCBI's taxonomy places the organism in Eukaryota, Metazoa, Mollusca, Bivalvia, Mytilida, Mytilidae. The coding region runs from base 79 to 1068 and encodes 329 amino acids. Gene Ontology annotation, biological process: L-serine catabolic process; L-threonine catabolic process. The transcript has 4 exons.